GUCCUGACCGCUGUCGUCCUGGAGCCCGAUGGCAGCGCUGCGUACGUUUGCUUCGGUUCCUCUGACAUGGCACAGCUGGCAGUUCGGCGGAUGGCCAACAAGAACGGCAUCUUCGGAGGUCCUGAGCCAUUGCAGAUCAAGCUGAUCAGUGAGCUUCCAGAGUCCGCUCGGAACGUCCCUGUUCAAGUGGCUCCUGCCUUCUCCGAUGAUCAACCUGUAAACCCUGCAGACCUGCCGGAGUACCUGAAGCCACGGAGGACAUGCAGCCGAAGCCCGCGCAAGCGUGCCUCCCGCAGCGCGAGGCGCCGCAAGCGCAAGAGCAGGAGCAUGAAAAGAUGGCUGGACAG
Molecule: messenger RNA, 347 nt
Organism: Symbiodinium natans
Lineage: Eukaryota; Dinophyceae; Suessiales; Symbiodiniaceae
Source: the annotation of a GenBank genome assembly